UCAGAAUUACGAUUUCAUGUAAUGUGGUAUUAUUGAGCUGAGGGUGGUUCAUGUCUAAACUCUCAGCUUACGACUUUCCUGCAAAUGACGUAGAUUAUAUAUGUGAAAAAAUUCAUUAAACAGACUUUGGAUACGUUUUUAUAACAUCUGAAAGUGUAUUUUUGGAUUUAAAAGCUUGUGCGUUGUUUAAUACUUCUUCCUAGUCCUAUAAUACAGACCCUGUGAUGGCAAAUCGGGGUGGAGCUCAAAGACCUAGCAACACGUCACAAGGCAAAAUUUGUCAGUUCAAGCUUGUUUUACUUGGAGAAUCUGCUGUAGGGAAAUCUAGUUUAGUGUUAAGAUUUGUUAAAGGACAAUUUCAUGAAUAUCAAGAGAGUACAAUUGGUGCUGCAUUCCUGACACAAACAGUAUGCUUGGAUGACACUACAGUUAAGUUUGAAAUAUGGGACACUGCUGGGCAAGAAAGAUAUCACAGUUUGGCUCCUAUGUACUAUAGAGGUGCUCAAGCAGCGAUUGUUGUAUAUGAUAUUACUAAUCAGGAUACAUUUAGCAGGGCUAAAACUUGGGUUAAAGAAUUACAGCGUCAAGCAAGUCCAAAUAUUGUUAUUGCGUUAGCUGGAAAUAAAGCAGACUUAGCAGCCAAAAGAGCUGUUGAGCAUGAGGAAGCUCAAGCUUAUGCAGAUGAAAAUGGUCUUCUUUUUAUGGAAACUUCUGCGAAGACAGCUAUGAAUGUCAAUGACAUUUUCCUUGCAAUUGCUAAAAAAUUACCCAAAAGUGACCAAACUGCAGGCAACGGAGGAGCAAGUGAUGGCAGGAGAGGUGUAGACUUGAGCGAGAACCAACAGCAGUCUGGGGGGUGCUGUAAAUCAUAGGAUGGGUGAAAUUCAGGCAGCAAACUGGCUACCACUCUACUCAUUUGAAAAAAUUCAAAAGUAAUGUACAUUGGACAAUUUGUAUAUAUAUAUAACACUUAUCUGAAGUUUUGGCCAUUGGCAAAAUGUUCUAAAGGUAUACUGAGACUGAUUCUUUCAUAGCAAAUUGUGUGUUGGCAUAUUCUUAUUUUAGAAAUUAGUUAAAGAACAAUAAGGAACAUGCCCACACACUAUCUUAUAACUGAAUAUAUGAAAGCUUGUAAUCUCAGUUGGACAGCAUGAACGAUUUUUUUAAAUAUGGCAUUGUCGCUUAAUUGCUGAACAAUGUUCUGUUAUAGUGUCGUGGAAAUUUUUUUUGCAAAUAAUUGUUCUUAAAAGCAUACUUUCAGUAGUUAUUAUUUGUUAAGUGAUUAUAUUCAGUUUUGUUAAAAUGACAGUAUAGUUUAGACCAUCACAUCGUUUACUUUAAUUUUGCAUGAUGAUAAAAAAUACAGCAAAUGUAUCAAACCAAUUACGGCAAUAAAAUGUCAAUUUCUCUUAUUUUGAAAACUUGCCUGCCUCCUCUGUGUUCAAUUUUAACGCAAUAUUAUAUGGACAGGAUUUAUUUUUUUUACAUUCUGUUCUGUUGAAAGUGAAAAAAAAAAAAGAUUAUUGAUGUUAAAAUGUUUUGUUUGUAAAAUCACUUGUUUUUAUAUAUCCAGCACUAUGUUUGACUGGUUCAAAUGUGUAAUCAUAGUAUUCUGUUAUAUAUUUCCAAAUAAACAAUUUUUUAGUAUCAUUGAUGCCAUUGUAUAGUCAAUUUUAUGUUUUAAUAAUCAAAACUAUGUAAUUUCCUUAAACAUUCCAUAGAUCUUCAUUUUAAUCUUUGAAAAUUAUGUAUUUGGCAUCUAAAGCAUAAAAUGCAAAUCGUGGUGUAAACUCAGUAUGAAAAAAAGACCAUUAAAAAUUUCAAAAACACA
Molecule: messenger RNA, 1831 nt
Organism: Uloborus diversus
Lineage: Eukaryota; Metazoa; Arthropoda; Arachnida; Araneae; Uloboridae
Product: ras-related protein Rab-5B-like
Exons: 6
Coding region: 225-872 (215 amino acids)
Molecular function (GO): GTPase activity; GTP binding
Source: RefSeq, a predicted model, not a curated record